This is a messenger RNA of Ochlerotatus camptorhynchus, 3087 nucleotides long. RefSeq names its product chitinase-3-like protein 2. The transcript has 4 exons. Gene Ontology annotation, biological process: carbohydrate metabolic process; chitin catabolic process. Gene Ontology annotation, cellular component: extracellular region. The record is from RefSeq and is a predicted model, not a curated record. Gene Ontology annotation, molecular function: chitin binding; chitinase activity. Lineage: Eukaryota; Metazoa; Arthropoda; Insecta; Diptera; Culicidae. Bases 818 to 2506 code for a protein of 562 amino acids.
UCAGUCUGUUUUCAACUUUCGUCCAAGGUAAAAGUUCGAAUCGUCGGGAAUUCUGCUUGGUGCGAAGUUCUGACCAACCGAUCCGAGGGGAAGUUUCAUUUCCGUGUCGGAAUUUUGUGUUUUUCGCAGCAGAAUUGGUGUGUAUUCGGUAUCUAUUGUCAGGUGAUUAGUGCUACCGUAGAUUUUUUGAUUGUCGAUGAAAAGAUUAAAGCAUUCCGCAACAAGGUGUGUUUUCGAAAGAGCAAAUUACCGUGAUCAUAAUUGGAUUAACCUCGGCGAGUAGGUUCCGUCCCAGCUGGGUUUUGUCAAGUGCGAAAUAGUUGAGGGGGAGGAAAAAAAAUCGAAAGUGACCAUCGUCCGUCCGACCAACCGAUUGGCAUUCGUCGUCGUCGUCACAGGUCACAAAGAGAGCAAAGCAAAUAGUGCGGUGCUAGCUGCCAGCAAUAGCAAAGCGACAGGGGCUCAGCCCCAAUCGCGUGAUUAGCGAAUAGCGUUGUUGUUGUGGUCGGUGUAGAGUGUGAUAUCGGGUCUGGUGGUGGCGAGCUGCUCUGUAAAAGGGAUUAAAAUAUGUGUGUAAAAUGUUUCUGUGCUUUCCGUCGUUGUUGUUGUAGCAGCUUGAGAAAUAACAAUAUUAUGUAAAUUUAUUCAUCCCAAGCGUCGGAGAGAGCUUUUGGGAUUGGAACGAUCGGUUCCAGCAACUUCGAGAACAUCGCAGUGUAUUCAAAAUAGUGUUUAACCAGCACCGCCGAACAGAGCAGGGGGCGGAAUAUUUCAACUUUCCGACAGUCGGAGGAAAUAUGCUUCCAUUGCCACCACUAUGAUAGCAGCUGGAACGAAACGAACCGGACAGAGAAUGUCCAAACAGCAAGGGAAAUAUGAGUUGCUUAAGGAGGAUACUAGUUUAAGGAAGAAACACACCUACAUUCAAGGAUGCCUUCUGCUGGCCUUAUGCGCCAUGUCCAGCGUGGCAGUGUACGCGACCUGGACGAUGAUCUACCGUCAGAAUCUAAUCAUUCCACCGACACUAAUCGACAUUCCACCCCUCUGGCGGGAACGGCUUCGCCAGUACGCGGAAGUCUACAGCACAUUCCAGUCCCCACCGUCGGAGGCGUCGCCGACCGCCACCGAACUGCUCGUGUCGGAGGACACGAUAGCGCAGAUUCUGAACACGCAACCCAGCAGUGCCAGCCCGAAUGACACCUUGGUGGGCACGGAUGCAGACGAACAGGACGCGGAACAGCGCAUCAAGGAGUUGGAAAACGAACGGAUCCUGCCGUCCAAGUUUGGUAAUUUCAUCUACUCCAAGGAGGCGUCCAGGGGAGGCAAGGAUUUACGGAAGAUUGUGUGCUAUUACACGACUCCGUCGAUGAGUGGCCGGGAGGAUCGGCGGAGUAGCAGAUUUCGAAGGGACCUCUUUCCGGAGGAUAUUGAUCCGCAUCUGUGUACGCAUGUGAAUGUGGGGAUCAUAGCGAUUGUCAACGGAACGUUGUUCAUCGAUGACGAUCUGAAGACGGUGUUCAAUCGGACGAAGCAACUCAAGAAGGCUAACAAGCAGCUGAAGGUGCUGCUUUGGGUUGGAGGAGGCGGUGUGGGGGGAUUCUCGGAAAUGGUUUUGAAUCAUGCCAGCAGGAAGCUGUUCAUUCAGUCGUUGAAAGCCACGCUGGAGCAGUACCAGCUGGAUGGGGUGGAUCUGGAUUGGGAAUUUCCGGGAAGUUGCUGCAAAAAUAGGAUGCACUUUUCGCAGCUGCUGCACGAGAUUCGAAGGGAGUACCAGAGGGAACAUCGGACGUACAUUCUGAGCGUGGCGGUGGCAGCUCCGGCCAUCAUCGCCUACAUGUCGUACGAUGUGAGGGAGAUCAACAGCUACGCGGAUUACGUUAACAUUAUGACGUAUGAUUACCAUUUUUACUCGCCGGAUACGCCACAGACGGGUCUCAACGCGCCGCUUUUCCGGAGACAGAACGAGCAAUCGCUCUUCGGUACCAUGAACAUCAACACUUCCGUCCACUACUGGAUGUCGCAGGGACUGGAGAAGAGCAAAAUCAUCAUAGGGCUGCCGACGUACGGGCACAGCUUCCAGCUGGUCAAUUCGUUCAACAACAAAAUAGGAGCCCCCGCUGCCAGCUUCGGCCGGACGGGUAUGAUUGGUUACGCGUCCUACUCGGAGAUUUGCUGGUUCCGAAGGCAUAAUAUCUACGUGCACCAGGUGUACGACGUGGAGAGUUGCUCGCCUUAUCUGUACGCCGGUACGGAGUGGAUUUCCUACGAGGAUGAACGCAGCCUGGAGUGCAAGGCAAAUUGGAUCAAGGAGAAUGGGUUCGGCGGGGCCAUGAUAUUCUCGCUCAAUACGGACGAUUUCGGGCAGUAUUGUGCCGACAAUGCCCUGUUUAGCGACGAAGGGGAGGGCGGUUUUGCUGGGAAGGGCAACAUUCCGAGGGAGUCUAGCAGUUUUCCACUGCUGAGGAAGAUUCAUUCCAUACUGGUGGACAAGUCGCCGGGAAAUUAGGACAAGAUAUUAAGCAAUGAAGCGAUCAGAGAAAGGGCACUAAGAAAUGAAACAAUAACGAAAAAUACGACUUAUAAUGUGUAAGAGUAAUAUUAUGUAUUUCAAUUACGGUAGGUUCGAGGAUAGCGAGAGGCGCGUUAGGAGAAAAGUGAUAUACGACGACGGUUGGCUGGUGUGAGAGCGCAAGAGCAUUUGUAUAUUUAGGUGAAUCAAUUGAAACCGUGCAUAUUUAGCUAGUUGUUAGGGAGAUGAAAAUCAAAGAUCUAAUCGAUAUUACCAUUUUGUUAGCCACAUAUUUUAUUUGGAGUUGCAGCAGUGAAAAACAAGCAAAUGACACAGAAGUUCUCGAAAUUACAGAAAAUGGAAAUUAUCUAGUCAUGUCGCUUCGAUGUGGUGCGAUUUCAGCUAUUAGAUUUUUGUUUAUGAGGAUGGGGGGGGAUAGUCUAUCGGACUCUAAGUUUUAAAAGUAAAUCAAAGUAUUCUAAUUGACACGUUAUCAACUGAAGCGAAUAAUAAUGGAAAAAAAAGUCAUAUGUUUGAGGCCAAUUGUCUUCCAAAACCGACAAGUAAAGGGUGUUUAU